GUGGAACAGUUUUUUCACACAAACAAUUAUUUUGGAUUUAAUUUAUUCACCUCUCCCUGAUUGUUUAUUUAGUGUUGUAAUGUUGGCAACGCAUAUUUAACCUGACUUUUUCUACAUGUGUUUAUUUUAAAAUAAAAGAUGGGUAAGGCGAAGAAGACGCGAAAAAUCGCCCAGAAGCGGUUUGCAAAAAUGAAAACAAUGAUCAGUCCCAGCGACCCUCGCAUAAAAGCCAGCCAGAGGGCCCCUCCUCGCAAGAAAAAACCCGAAGAUCCACACGAAAUGAAAGUGCGUGAGGUGCCCCAAGUUAGUUCGGCGCUCUUUUUCCAAUACAACACCCAACUGGGGCCUCCAUAUCACAUUUUGGUUGAUACGAACUUUAUUAAUUUUUCGAUCAAGAACAAGUUGGAUAUUAUUCAGAAUAUGAUGGACUGCUUGUAUGCUAAGUGUAUUCCGUAUAUUACGGAUUGUGUUUUGGGCGAAUUAGAGAAAUUAGGUCAGAAGUAUAAAGUGGCGUUGAGGAUAAUAAAGGAUCCGAGGUUUGAGAGGAUUAAGUGCAUGCAUAAAGGGACGUACGCUGAUGAUUGCCUAGUCCAGAGGGUCACCCAACACAAGUGUUACAUUGUUGCGACGAAUGAUAAGGAUUUGAAACGCAGAAUUCGGAAAAUUCCGGGUGUUCCCAUCAUGUAUGUUGCACAACAUAGGUAUACAAUUGAACGCAUGCCUGAUGCUUACGGGGCUCCAAAAACAUAAUAAACUACGAAUUUUUAUUA
Molecule: messenger RNA, 770 nt
Organism: Tribolium castaneum (red flour beetle)
Lineage: Eukaryota; Metazoa; Arthropoda; Insecta; Coleoptera; Tenebrionidae
Gene: Bka
Product: Bekka
Exons: 2
Coding region: 139-750 (203 amino acids)
Cellular component (GO): small-subunit processome; nucleolus
Source: RefSeq, a predicted model, not a curated record